AUGGCCGCCUCCACUGUAGCAGUCAGUGAGCUGCUACAUAACGUGAAUAAACACAUAAAUAUAUUGUAUCCAAAGGCUUCGUGUGUUAUUAGACGGAUAAGCACAACGAGUUGGAGAUGCGGCGGUCUGUCUCAGAGAGUGGAGAGUGCUCCCCAGCAGCUGGUUGGAGUGGUGGGUUUGGAAGUCCAUGCUCAGAUCAACUCCAACACCAAGCUGUUCUCCGGCUCGGCGGUUAAUUUCUCAGCGCCUCCCAACUCCCUGGUGUCACCCUUUGAUGCAUCCUUACCUGGCACAUUACCCGUCCUGAACAAACGAUGUGUCGAGGCAGCAGUGAUGACAGGGUUGGCUCUCAACUGCACCAUAAACAAGAAGUCAUUUUUUGACAGGAAACACUACUUCUACGCUGACCUCCCUGCUGGAUACCAGAUCACUCAGCUGCGGCGGCCCAUCGCGGUAGACGGCAUGCUGACUUACAGCCUCCUCGGAGGAAAGAAGAGGAGCCAGGUGAUCAGGAAAACUGUCAUCAUCAAACAGAUUCAGCUGGAGCAGGACAGCGGCAAGAGUCUCCACGAUGACGUCCGCAGCCAGACACUCAUAGACCUCAACAGAGCAGGUGUAGGUCUAAUGGAGCUGGUGAUGGAGCCAGACAUGAGCUGUGGAGAGGAGGCUGCUGCAGCUGUCAGAGAGCUCCAGCUCAUCCUGCAAGCCCUGGGCACCUGUCAAGCCAACAUGUCUGAGGGACAGCUGAGAGUAGAUGCUAAUGUGUCCGUCCACCAACCGGGUGAUCCUCUGGGCAUCAGGACGGAGGUGAAGAACAUCAACAGCGUCCGAUACCUGGCCAGGGCCAUAGACUACGAGAUCCAGAGACAGAUCGAAGUCCUGCAGAGAGGGGGAACGGUGCAAAACGAGACACGGGCGUAUGAUUCCAAAUCAGGGGAAACCAUUCCUAUGAGGGACAAAGAGGGUCUCCAGGACUACAGGUUUAUGCCAGAGCCCAACCUGCCCCCUCUGAUUGUGUAUGAGGAUAACGCAUCGCUGCCCACUGGCAUUGAUGCGUGCCAGGCGGUGGUCGUGCAGAACAUAAGGGCAGGGCUGCCAGAGCUACCCAGUGUCAAAAGAGACAGACUGGUGCAAACGUACGGCAUCCUGCCCGAGCACAGCUUCACGUUGGUGAAUGAGGACGGGCUGGUGGAGUACUUUGAGGCCGUGCUGAAGGCGACCAAGAAGGAGCCUAGGAAGGUGAUUGGCUGGGUGACAAAGGAGCUGGUGGGUCACCUCAAACAGGAAGACAUGAGCGUGAGCCAAAGCCCAAUCUCUCCGUCUGCCCUGGCUGAGCUGCUGGAACUCCAGGAAACCGGACACAUCUCCUCUUCGGUUGCCAAGCAGGUGUUCCAGGAGAUGUGGAGGUCAUCGGGCAAGACGGCCUCUCAGAUCAUCCAGGAGCAGGACUUGGGUCUUGUUAGUGACACCACACAGCUGCACAACAUCUGCCAGAAGGUGGUGGACUCACACCCUGAUGAGGUUCACGCCAUCAGAAAUGGAAACAAGAAGGUUCUGAAUAAGCUGAUGGGCCUGGUUCAGAAAGAGACCAAAGGUCGGGCUGACCCUGUUCUGGUGAGGGCAAUUUUACAAGAGAAGACUUCAUGAUUUGUCCUGCAAGACCCAACAAUGUCACAGAGACAGAGUCAAAUCAUGGCGAAUGUGGCCUUCAUGAAAGAAGAACGACAUGACAGCGAUGUUUGUAUAAAAAUCCAGAGUAAUCAUGUCCAUGUCACACAGCGACACAUGGUACCUGAGUUUUUGUUGGUUGAUAAAACUGUAAACUGUUGAUUAAGAGGUUGACAUUUUUGUAAAUACUGAACAAUGUUUUUGUCAAACAACAACCAUUAUCUUCCAUAUUUAUGUGUUUAAAAAGUAAUAAAGCUUUUUCGAUUG
Molecule: messenger RNA, 1935 nt
Organism: Anoplopoma fimbria (sablefish)
Lineage: Eukaryota; Metazoa; Chordata; Actinopteri; Perciformes; Anoplopomatidae
Gene: gatb
Product: glutamyl-tRNA(Gln) amidotransferase, subunit B
Exons: 13
Coding region: 1-1647 (548 amino acids)
Biological process (GO): mitochondrial translation; glutaminyl-tRNAGln biosynthesis via transamidation
Molecular function (GO): glutaminyl-tRNA synthase (glutamine-hydrolyzing) activity
Source: RefSeq, a predicted model, not a curated record